AUGUGGCAGCCUCCAGCAGCCAGCAAAAUGAUGAGGCAGAUCUUACAGGUGAACAAGGUGAUGUCCAUCUUGUUUUAUGUGAUGUUUCUCGCUUAUCUCCGUGGCGUCCAAGGGAACAGCAUGGAUCAAAGGAGUCUGCCGGAAGACUCCCUCAACUCCCUGAUUAUCAAGCUGAUCCAGGCAGAUAUUUUAAAAAACAAGCUCUCCAAGCAGAUGGUGGACGUUAAGAACUACCAGAGCACCCUGCCCAAAGCGGAGGCCCCGCCCCGAGAGCCCGCCAAGUCGGAAUUCCAGCCGGUGACGGCCGCGGGCCCCGAACUGCUGCGGCAGCAGAGACGCUACAACUCGCCCCGGGUCCUGCUGAGCGACGGCAUCCCCCUGCAGCCCCCUCCCUUCUACCUCAUGGAGGACUACGUGGGCAACCCCGUGGUGGCCAACAGAACGGCGAGGAGGAAGAGGUACGCGGAGCACAAGAGCCACCGCGGCGAGUACUCCGUGUGCGACAGUGAGAGCCUGUGGGUCACCGACAAGUCGUCGGCCAUUGACAUUCGGGGACACCAGGUCACGGUGCUGGGGGAGAUCAAGACCGGCAACUCCCCCGUCAAACAAUAUUUCUAUGAGACGAGAUGUAAGGAGGCCAGGCCUGUCAAGAACGGUUGCAGAGGAAUUGAUGAUAAACACUGGAACUCGCAGUGCAAAACCUCCCAGACCUACGUCCGCGCGCUGACGUCGGAAAACAACAAACUUGUCGGCUGGCGGUGGAUACGGAUAGACACAUCCUGUGUGUGUGCCUUGUCGAGAAAGAUCGGCAGAACAUAA
This is a messenger RNA of Rangifer tarandus platyrhynchus (Svalbard reindeer), 819 nucleotides long. The record is from the annotation of a GenBank genome assembly. Lineage: Eukaryota; Metazoa; Chordata; Mammalia; Artiodactyla; Cervidae.